AUGGAUAAAUCUAUUUUCAGAGAAUUACAGGCAAAGAUUGAUCAUGAGACAUCUUUACGAGACGAGUUAAGCUCUCGUGUAGAAACGAUUGAUCAAGAAUCGAAGGUAUUACGUCUUUUACUUGGAGAAUUUGAGAUUUCGAAUAACGAAACGUCCAUUGACAUUACAAAAAGCAUUGAGGUUAUAAAAGUGAAAAUACAGGAAUUGGCAAAGGUGGCAUCUGAACAUUCGUACUACAAAUACGUUAAUGUCUGGGACAGGGCCAUUCAAGAAGUCGCAUGUUUGACUUUACUGGCUGCCUGGAGGGGUGCUCUCCAAGGGCAUGAAGACAAGAAGUAUCAGCUUUUGACUUUGGAGCAAGUUGGUCAAAUUUUGAACGCGACUUUAGUUCCUGUAUACCCUGAAGAAGUUAAAUUUCACAUCUCAAUUGAGGAGUAUUUACAUGGGGUGUUAUCAAUAAGUACUGAAUUGGCCCGAUUAUCCGUUAAUGCUGUGAUUUAUGGCAAUAAAGAGGUUCCUUUAAAGUCGCUCCAAACCAUUGAAAACGUCCAUUCGUCCUUCCAAUUGCUAUCCUUAAAAAAUGACUCUUUGCGCCGUCAUUUUGAUGGAUUAAAAUAUCAACUUAAAAGGGCUGAAGAUGUGGUUUACGAUAUGAGGAUUCACAACCUCUUAAAUGAGUAA
Schizosaccharomyces octosporus yFS286 is the source of this 681-nucleotide messenger RNA. RefSeq names its product translin. Lineage: Eukaryota; Fungi; Ascomycota; Schizosaccharomycetes; Schizosaccharomycetales; Schizosaccharomycetaceae. The transcript has 6 exons. Gene Ontology annotation, cellular component: nucleus; cytoplasm. Gene Ontology annotation, molecular function: sequence-specific DNA binding; RNA binding; single-stranded DNA binding. Bases 1 to 681 code for a protein of 226 amino acids. Gene Ontology annotation, biological process: RNA metabolic process. The record is from RefSeq and is a predicted model, not a curated record.